AUGUGUGGGAUACUUGCUGUUCUGGGUUGUUCUGAUGACUCUCAGGCCAAGAGGGUUCGCGUUCUGGAGCUUUCCCGCAGAUUGAAGCACCGUGGCCCUGACUGGAGUGGAAUCUACCAGCAUGGAGAUUUUUACUUGGCUCAUCAACGGCUUGCCAUCAUUGAUCCUGCUUCUGGAGAUCAGCCUCUUUUCAAUGAAGACAAGACGGUCGCUGUCACGGUCAAUGGUGAGAUUUACAACCAUGAAGAACUGAGGAAGCGCUUGCACAAUCACAAGUUUCGGACUGGGAGUGAUUGCGAUGUUAUAGCCCAUCUGUACGAGGAGUAUGGAGAAGACUUCAUUGACAUGUUGGACGGCAUGUUCUCUUUCGUGCUGCUGGACACCCGCGACAACAGUUUCAUUGUUGCACGUGAUGCCAUCGGGAUUACUUCUCUGUAUAUUGGCUGGGGUUUAGAUGGCUCAGUUUGGAUAUCAUCAGAACUGAAAGGUUUAAAUGAUGAUUGUGAACACUUUGAAUUUUUCCCACCGGGUCACUUGUACUCCAGCAAGUCAGGAGGACUCAGGAGAUGGUACAAUCCUCCGUGGUUCUCUGAGGCUAUUCCAUCAACUCCAUACGAUCCUCUUGCUCUUCGACGAGCAUUUGAAAAUGCUGUGAUCAAAAGGCUGAUGACUGAUGUGCCUUUCGGAGUUCUUCUAUCUGGAGGCUUGGAUUCCUCGUUAGUUGCUUCAAUCACUGCUCGCCAUUUGUCUGGAACAAAGGCUGCGAAGCAUUGGGGAACUCAGCUCCAUUCCUUCUGCGUUGGCCUUGAGGGUUCACCAGAUUUGAAGGCUGCAAAAGAAGUUGCAGAUUAUUUGGGUACUGUCCACCAUGAAUUUCACUUCACUGUUCAGGAUGGUAUUGAUGCCAUCGAAGAUGUUAUAUACCAUAUUGAAACUUACGAUGUGACAACAAUCCGGGCAAGCACUCCCAUGUUUCUUAUGUCUCGGAAGAUCAAGUCCUUAGGAGUGAAGAUGGUUAUUUCUGGGGAAGGCUCUGAUGAGAUUUUUGGGGGUUAUCUCUACUUUCACAAGGCACCAAACAAGGAUGAAUUCCACCGCGAAACAUGCCGCAAGAUCAAGGCUCUUCAUCAGUAUGACUGCUUGAGAGCUAACAAAUCAACAUCAGCCUGGGGAUUAGAGGCUAGAGUCCCAUUCUUGGACAAAGAAUUUAUCAGCACUGCCAUGGCUAUUGAUCCUGAGUGGAAAAUGAUUAAACCAGAAGAAGGACGGAUUGAGAAAUGGGUUCUUAGGAGGGCCUUCGAUGAUGCAGAGCGUCCAUAUCUGCCAAAGCAUAUUCUGUACAGGCAAAAAGAACAAUUCAGUGAUGGAGUUGGGUAUAGCUGGAUCGAUGGCCUCAAGGCUCAUGCUGCACAACAUGUGACUGAUAAGAUGAUGACCAAUGCUGCAAACAUCUUCCCUCACAACACUCCAACCACAAAAGAGGCUUACUAUUAUAGAAUGAUCUUUGAGAGGUUUUUCCCUCAGAAUUCGGCCAGGCUGACGGUUCCCGGAGGAGCAAGUGUAGCCUGCAGCACAGCAAAGGCUGUAGAAUGGGAUGCUGCCUGGAAAAACAAUCUUGACCCCUCUGGUAGGGCUGCGUUGGGAGUCCAUCUCUCAGCGUAUGAUGAUCAGGCGACCUCAGGACUCAUGGGUCCGAACAUCAUCAACGACAUUCCCCGGAUCAUGGAAGUGAGUCCAGGAGUAGCUAUACAGACCUAAAAAUUGAUCCGGGUGCUUCUGUGCAAGCGUGAGAGUUGUUGAUUUGACUCAGGGUAUAUAUUUUAUAUAUGGAUUUAAUCCAAAACUUUUAGAUCCGUUGCUGUGUAAGUUCAUGUUAGGUGCUGUGAACAUGUUUAGGAAGUGAAAAAAUGUGGGGGUGGGUUGGAAACUCUGUUGUUCCUGCUGCCAUUGCCUUGUAGUUUUAGUACAAGGUUUUGAUGUGCUUUCUCUAAGUUCUGUACUUACUUAUCAAUGAAUGAGUAAAUUUCCUUUAUCUCUA
Messenger RNA from Carica papaya (papaya), 2038 nucleotides. RefSeq names its product asparagine synthetase [glutamine-hydrolyzing] 1. The record is from RefSeq and is a predicted model, not a curated record. Gene Ontology annotation, cellular component: cytosol. Gene Ontology annotation, molecular function: asparagine synthase (glutamine-hydrolyzing) activity. Lineage: Eukaryota; Viridiplantae; Streptophyta; Magnoliopsida; Brassicales; Caricaceae.